Molecule: messenger RNA, 1476 nt
Organism: Naegleria lovaniensis
Lineage: Eukaryota; Heterolobosea; Eutetramitea; Acrasida; Naegleriidae
Exons: 1
Coding region: 1-1476 (491 amino acids)
Source: RefSeq, a predicted model, not a curated record
AUGAAUUCUUCGGAUUCGCACAACAACCAUACAACAACAACAACACAAUUAACGGACAAGAACACUUUGAAUGAUGACGACGACUCAUCCAAACAACAUUCAUCGAAUCCACUGUAUUUAAAAUUAAAUGUAUCACUCUCUCAAGUGAUGGAUCAAUUAAUUUUUAAUCAUGAAUUUUUAAAACAAUUUCAUCAAUCCCAACAAAAUACUCAUUUAAAAAUAAUUCAAGAAUGGACCAUGAUUCAAAAUGAGUCAAUCUCAUCCAUUCCAUCCUCUUCAUCAUUUACUUUUCAAUCCUCAUUCAUUCCAUCCUCAUUCAUUCCAUCCUCAUCCAUUCCACCCUCAUCCAUUCCAUCCUCAUCCAUUCCAUCAAUCUCUCCAAUCCCAUCAACAACAACAACACCCAUUACCAUUCAUAAUUAUUCACAAUUAAUUUCACAUAUGAAAUUUAUUCAUUCUUCACAACCCAUUACUCUUGAAAGAAUUAUUCAAUAUAAUCAAAAUAUUAUUGGAAAUAGUUACAUUUCAUAUUUAGGAAUACCAUCUCAAUUACCAUGUCAAUCCAAUGAAAAAUUAAUUUUAUAUUUUAACAAGUGUGAAUAUAUUGUAAAUGUUGAUAUUUUAGAAACAUUUUUAAAAGAUACAUCAAAAACAUGUAUUAAAUAUAUCAUUCAAUAUGAUGAUCAGGAUCAAAUGAUGGUCAUUGAUGGAAUGGUUCAAUGUACAUUUGAAUCUAAAUUAAUGUGGGGAUUAAAAAGUAAAAUUGAGAAUUACAUGUCAUCCAUGGCUACAAUGAAAUUAGCAGAAUGGUUUGAAAUGGCACGAAUAGAAUUGAUGAAUCGUUGUUGUUAUGAUGAUACUACUACUACUACUACUACUACUACCACGCGAGAAUUUGAUUCAAGUCGUCGACAUGCUUCUUCCAAUGAUCCUGUCUUUGAAUCUACAGAAGAUGCAGCAGUGAAAUUUAAUUUACCAUCAUCACCCAACAACUCUGAAGAUGAGAGGAGGGCAUUGAGCUUUUCAUCUCCUGUUGAGGAUGAUGAAGAAGACUCGACAACAACAACAACAACAGAUUCGUACUAUUCUACUAAAAGUACAACAAUGGCAUCCUCUUCAUCUCCUACAACAACUACACAAGUACCCACAACAAGCUCACAACUCAUUGAUCAUUCCUAUCAUCUAGUCAAGUUGAAAAAUGAAAUCAUUCAAUUGAAAGCACUCUCGAAUCAACUCGAAUUGAAAAUCAAGAAUUUAGAACAUCAUUUAAUGGCAGAAAAUCAAUUGAACCUUCUCAUUCAAAGAUACUAUUCAAAAAUAUCACAAUUCAUUCAUUCUCAAAAAACUACUCGAUUUAGGUUAAAGAAUCGAUUGAAAUUACUAUCAUUGGUUUGGUUUAUUAUUGGAUUGUUUUUAACUCCACUCCUCUAUGGUUUGUAUCGAUUUUAUCGUUAUAGACUGCUGGUUCGUAAAUGA